AUGGUAUGGCCAGAGGCUGCAGCCUUACCCGUCGGGUCUGAGGGAGAGUUUAGGGGUUACCCCACUACCUGGAACUUCUGUAGAUGUGAUAGGGAGAGGAAUCUGGAUGGUCGGCUCACCACCGUACCUGAAGGGGGAACUGUGGUCCCUAUUACCUUCCAGGACCUAGAGCCAAAAAAGAAAGAAAAAAGUAUAGAAGACAAUGAAGAAGAUAAGAGUGCUUGUGAUUCAAUUGAUGAACUUGAAAGUAAAAUAGAUAAUCUUUGCAGUGAUACUGAACUCAUGAAAAUGUGCCAUUUUAUCCCUAACUUUAGCUACUUCUCUACUGUUUAUUUCAAUUGGGCACACAAUUACCAUCUUCUGUAUUAUGUGCGAGGUUCAGAUAUUCCCUUCAAAAGACCAAACUUUGUAAACGCCAUGUUCAAAGAUAAAACAUCGUGUCCUAAAAUGAUUGUGAAAGAGACGUCGUGUCCGAUUAAUUGCUGUUAA
Molecule: messenger RNA, 489 nt
Organism: Phycomyces blakesleeanus NRRL 1555(-)
Lineage: Eukaryota; Fungi; Mucoromycota; Mucoromycetes; Mucorales; Phycomycetaceae
Exons: 6
Coding region: 1-489 (162 amino acids)
Source: RefSeq, a predicted model, not a curated record